AUGGCCGCUCCUGUUUCACUCGGGAGGUGGCCGCUCAUGAAUGUGCACCUUCGAAGCGAAGGUGUACGUGGACUGGGGCCCCACGCGUGUCCAGAUAUCAGGACACCUGUGGUUAAUUCAAAGUGGUUGCCGAAUUUUGCACGUCAACAUGGAAAAAUCGUGGAGGGCGGCUUCGCACGACCAAGGGAAGGUGCGGGGUCAGCGACGAUAGGCAGAUUACGCUUCUAUGACCAGGCCUGCAUGCCUUCAGAAUUCAGACUAGCAAGCCUUCUUCACAGUGCAAGAAGCAGGGCCCAGGUCUUUCAGCCCUUAUCGCGUUUCCCGGUGGCCAACAUAAUAAUCAGCAAAAAUCGACCCUUCAGCUCGUCCAGCUGCAACCCUGAAGUGCCUACGGCUCGCGUGUUCGCCAAGCACCUCGCACAUCUCGAUUCACCGGCACUGAUAGAAGGAUUGCAAGCUUACGAUAGAGGCCAGAUGCAACAGUCCUACCGGGGCUUCCGGCAACUCAGAGAGGCAUUGGACGCAGAGGGACCGUCAGGCAGGCCCUGUGCCAAGGCGCUGGUCCUGGGUUGCAUGUACACCGCCUUGUUUCAUGCUGGAGAGUACAAAGAAGCAAGGCGGUUUUCUGCAGAAGCUUGGGACUUGUCUCGUCAUUUUCCCGAGAAAAUGUCAGCCGAUGCAGCUACUGUAUGCGACAUUCAAGCAGUCCUCGAGGAGGCGAAAACAGAACCUGGUAGCUUUGGGGUUGCCUCGUCGCUUUUGCAAGAAGGCUGGGGAGGGCCGUCGGCGGACGCUUCCUUAGAACGGCCGUCUCAGCUUGUGGACCUUCGCAUCCUUCAGACUUCUCUGGCUGCGUAUAAGAGAGGAGCUGGGAUAGCAGGCAUCGGGAAAAGUUGGCAAAGACGAGAGAACGGCGAGACGGAAACGGCGGUUGGUCUCCCUGCUUCCUUCUUUGGGCUGAUGAAAGAAUAUAAUGCGUUCAUUCUGGAAUAUUUCGCAUCUCGGCCCGAGGAGACAUCAUCGGCUCCGGGGGGAGAUCCCGGUGGAGUGCUGCUGGCGGCCGAGCAAUUGACAAAUCAAGCGUCUUCAUUGCUACAACAUAACGAGGCUUUCUUCAGAGACAUCACGCCUUUUGCUGAACCGUCACCAUCAAUGGGGUCCCAGGCCGGUGGCGUUGGAGAUAUAGUGGAACGCAUCACGAAAAGGGAGAUUGCGGCUGAAUUGGUAAGGGGAAUCGCACUCCUCCAUGAGGGCGUGGGAACAGUUUUGAUAAAAGAAGAAAACAACGUGGCCACGCACUGCGACACCACUGCUCAGAAAUUGCACAUACUCGGUGACAAGGUGCUGAAAGAUGGACUCACACACUGCAAGAAGUACGCCUAUUUGAGCACGAAGAAUCUGUUGGCCCAGCUACUUUCUGCUCUUGCAACUUCGUUUAAACAACAGCAAGAGCCCGUCCUCAGUGAAGGACUUUUCCGGUCGUCUUUGAAUGAAUUCAACACAUCGAAAGGGCUCAAUGUGCAGCUGGCCUCGGUCCGUGACACAGCUGGUGAUAAAGAUCACCUUGGAGGGGAACCUCAUGUGGCUUAUCCGAGGCAAGCGAGGCUGGAUACGAUCGUUAGCUUCGGUGUCACUUUGUUGGAGUAUAGUGCUUUGUUGAGAAAGUGGGAUGGACGCGAGUAUGAGGCAGAAAUGUUUUCGCGCGCGGCGAACCAAAUUUUGGGGCUUUGCCAGCGUACUACACCGAAUGGCUCACUUUGGAAUAUUCCAGAUCGCCUGCACCUUUUGCCUCUUCUUUGGAAACCGUCAGUAUACCUGGCUCGUCCUCUCCUUGUCUAUGUCAAGGAGAGGGAAGCUGUCAGUGGUAACCGUACGUGA
Molecule: messenger RNA, 1878 nt
Organism: Neospora caninum
Lineage: Eukaryota; Apicomplexa; Conoidasida; Eucoccidiorida; Sarcocystidae
Exons: 1
Coding region: 1-1878 (625 amino acids)
Source: RefSeq, a predicted model, not a curated record